GCUGUGAUCAAAUGCAGUGAUCAAGUGUGAUCCAGUGCAGCACUCAGCCUGGAGAAGAGGCCACUUCUAUCUACUUUUCGGGAAAUGACUGCGGGGGUGUGAGCAGACAGAGGAGCGCCGGCCCUCAAACUCCACACCAAGUUCUGAAGCAGCCAGGGAAACGCAGCACACCCAGGUUUGCCCCCACGCCGUUUGCUGAUGAAGGGCCACGCGCCUCCCGACCUGUGGGGUGACAGGACAAUGGCGGGUCUGCCGGAGAUCCGGAAUGCCUGCUACUUAUUAGUGUAUUAGAAACACACUGCCCGCUCCACUGGAACGCCCCUGCUUUUCCGAGAAACACGUGGCAGCUGCCGCCAUUCCGGAUGGCACUCCUGCGCUUCUACCCUGUGCCAUCGCGCAAGGACAACUCGGAAUGCGGGCUCCCCGCAGAAUGCGCUUCCCCACUGGUGUGUGGAAGGCAGCGCAGCAGCACCUUCUCAAUGAGCCGGGCCUGCACGGAGGAGGGGACAGCAGAAGGCUGGGGAUGCGGGUCCCUCCUGAGGGGAUGGCCACGGGAGAAAAACAGGAUCCUUUCAAGCUGCUUUUGAACUGAGACUUUAAAAAAAUCGCUGUCUGUUUUGGCCUGGGGCUGCAUACUUGCAAUGAUAAAAGCAGUUCUUUCAGCUCAGCUGUAAAUCACAGAGCUCCCACAGCGAGUGGCAGCAUGCAGAGGCCUGGGCGGGGGACAGACCGGGCUGGGGGCGGGGCGCCGGCGUGCGUGCAGCCCCUGCGAGCGCAAGCAGACGCCCAUCCAGCGCUGGCCCCCGCUCCGGGCCCCGCCGGGGCGGGCUGGCUGACUCCCCCUUUUCUAGUUUUUCCAUGUUCGCUGGAUUUAGCAACUGCUGUUUUGGCUGUAAUCAGAGCCCCAGUGUGGUAUAAUUAUUCCAGCAUCACAAAGUGCAGUUUUGUUUCCAGAGCCGACAUUUUAAAACCUUCGCUGCUUGCGUGGUGCCAACGCUGCCAGCGCGCUUCCUGCACAGCCUGUGAACGGAAAUCAGUGCUGCACACAGCCGGAAAUCAGGUUUCAGCGAAACUGUGGCCCCGCAAAAGCACAUCCAGGUUUAGGGCUCCCCAAGGGCCGGUGCGCAGACCUGCCGGUGGAUUUGGUGACCCUGAAUUCACCUCUGCUCCGGAAGAUGGGCUUGUCCAACCCCGAGGGGCCCGGCAUGUGGUCCGAGCUAAGAACAGUCCCAGCCUCUGGCGGGCCUCGGAUGCACCCAGACAGAUGGCUUCAGCAGAUCCCUCUCCCUGCACAGCAAGGACACGAGGGGAAAGUACUGAGGUCAGAAGACCACGCAUUCGCAAGCAACCAUCCUGGCUUCUGAUUGACACAGCAUCUCAAACUGGGCUGUGUCACACACUGAGGGAGUUUCUCCUAUACUAUCUGAUACAAAACUCCGCCAUCACAGGCGCUCUUCAAGAUACAACCACAAGCACCACUUCCCUGCACCCCCCUAGAGCCCUGCACUCCACCUGCAGGUCCAUCUCCCAGAUGCAACAAAGCGAGAGACUUAGGUCAUCCUGCUGGCGGGUGGAGGCUGGAGCUGACCUCACCUCAGUUCUCUGCUGGACCCACAGCCUGGAUUAACAGCUCACCAGAGAGAUCUGUACUCUAGAAACCUGGCAAGUGGAGUAUCACAAUUCAAAUUUGGGACAAAAAAAAAUUGUCUGAAGCUUAAUAAGGGGUAGCGUUAAUCUCUGUUUACCCACGUAAGUACUUCCUUUUGUUGUUUGUGUUUUUAAAAAACCUUGAUGAAAAGUUUUAUUAAUCCAGAAUUGUAAAGUUAGAAGAAAAUGUUAAGAUAACAGAUUCUCAUGUGCCAGAUGACAAACAGGAGUCAAAAGAAAUUAGAAUGUUCUUAUUGUGUACUUUACCAUCUCAAUUCUUUAAGAAAUGAUUGACAAAAUUCAAUGACAGCUGUUCUCUUAAUUAACUGCAUUGCUGGCCAUG
Messenger RNA from Chinchilla lanigera (long-tailed chinchilla), 1990 nucleotides. RefSeq lists its product as uncharacterized. The transcript is spliced from 2 exons. Bases 704 to 1627 code for a protein of 307 amino acids. Lineage: Eukaryota; Metazoa; Chordata; Mammalia; Rodentia; Chinchillidae. The record is from RefSeq and is a predicted model, not a curated record.